AUGAAUAAAAAUUCUAUAAAAAUUCUUAUACUUAUUCUUGCUUCCUGCAUCCAAAAAUCAGAAUGUUACCUCCAUAAAAAAGAGUCAGAUUUGAUAUUUCAAAAAUUAGUUGCAUACGACAGCAUCAAAAUUAAAUUGCAGCAUCAAAAUACAAUAUCCGAUUUACUGCCUGAAACAUUUUACUACUCACCGUAUCAAAAUCUUCAAAAUGAAAAUGAUUCAAUUACAAUAAAACUUACUAAGGAGGAACGUAUAAAAAGGAACAGUGAUGUUACAUUCCGUGGCAAACCAAAAUCCGUUCAAGAAAUAUGGGCGAAAAAUUUUAACUUAACAACACAAGAAUAUCAACAAUCAACAUCCUUGGUUGCAUUGCUGAGUAAAGUUAUUGGAAAGUAUUUAGGAGCUUGCGUUCCUGUUAUCCUAUAUGAUGAAUACAUAGAGAAUUCUGAAGGUUAUAUCCUUCAAAGAUUGUUUCAGGAAUUUCCAUCUACAUUUAUUCACGGAAAAAUAAGUUUCAACUUUACAUUAAGUAACUCCCAGAUUAUUGAACCACCUGACAGUAAAUGCCGUAGUUACAUUUUGUUCUUGUCUGAUGCUUUAUUAACACGUCGAGUUAUUGGACCGCAAAUUACUAAUAAAGUCAUCAUCAUACCACGUUCAUCGCAAUGGAAAUUGCAAGAAUUUUUGGCAUCGCCACUAUCACGUGAUAUAAUAAAUCUUCUUGUCAUUGGUGAAAGUUAUUCUUCUGAUAAGACACGAGAGCGUCCCUAUGUGCUUUAUACACAUCGCUUGUAUACGGAUGGUUUGGGAAGUAAUAAGCCACUGGUGUUAACAUCGUGGAUGAAGGGAAAAUUAUCACGACCUCAUGUUGAUUUAUUUCCUAUAAAAUUAACAAAAGGAUUUGCUGGUCAUCGCUUUUCAGUUAGUGCUGCAAAUUUUCCUCCAUAUGUUUUUAAAAAAUUGUCUACUGAUGGUGUUGGAAAUGUACAGAUUCGCUGGGAUGGAUAUGAGUAUCGAAUUCUUCAAGUACUCGGAAAAAUGAUGAAUUUUACAUUUGAUGUGGGAGAGCCGAAAAACUUGGUUCAUCUUGGACCUGGAGAUGCUGUAGCAGAUUCUGUAUCAAAAGGACUUUAUGAUAUUGGAAUUGGUGGAUUGUAUGUGACUCAGGAAAGAAAUGUUGAUAUGGAAAUGACAGUGUCUCACAGCUCUGAUUGUGCUGCAUUUAUUACAUUAGCAUCAAAAGCAUUGCCAAGGUACCGAGCUAUACUUGGACCAUUUCAAUGGCCUGUCUGGUUAUGUGUAACAAUUACUUACAUAUUUGCUAUAAUUCCAUUAGCAUACUCUGAUUCCCUAUCAAUUAGAUAUCUUAUCGAGAAACCAGGCCAAAUUGAGAACAUGUUUUGGUAUGUUUUUGGAACUUUUACAAACUCAUUGACCUUCACUGGUGAAAUGAGUUGGUCUAAUUCGAAAAAAGCAUCGACACGAUUACUUAUUGGUUUUUAUUGGGUAUUCACAAUCAUAAUUACAGCAUGCUAUACUGGAAGUAUAAUUGCAUUUGUAACAUUGCCUGUUUAUCCAGAAACGGUUGAUUCAAUCAAACAAUUGAAUAGCGCAUUUUAUCGCGUAGGAACUUUAGAUCGAGGUGGAUGGGAAAGAUGGUUCCUAAACUCUUAUGAUAAAGAAACAUCAAGACUCUUCAAAAAGUUGGAAUUUGUUCGAGACCUAAGUGAAGGCUUAGGAAAUGUCACAACAGCAUAUUUUCUCUUCCCAUAUGCUUUCAUUGGAAGUCGUGCACAACUCGAAUAUAUCAUUCAAACGAAUUUCACGGAUGAAAAACUUAGCAAACGCUCUGCAUUACACGUAAGCGACGAAUGUUUUGCACUUUUUGGUGUAUCCAUUGCACUUCGUGAAAAUUCUGUGUACCGUUCUCGUAUUAAUGAUGGAUUAUUGAUGCUCCAGCAGAGUGGGAUAGUUAAAAAAAUUAUGAAUGAUGUGCGUUGGGAUAUGCUUAGGUCAAAAACGGGAACAUAUUUACAAAUUACUGAAGGGAAAGCACUGAAAAUUACUAGCGCAGAAGAAAAAGGUUUAACACUUGCUGAUACUGAGGGAAUGUUCUUGCUUCUUGGCAUUGGAUUUUUGAUAGCAACUGGUGCUUUAGUUUCUGAAUGGGUUGGUGGGUGUACAAAUAAAUGCAUUAAGCUUAUAAAAGUCAAACAGGAACAAAAACGUGAAGAGCAUAGGAUUGAUGAAGAAAUUAGAAUUGAAGAUGAAAAAAUUGAAGAGAUCCGUAUUGAAGCAGAACGGCUCGAGAAUGAAAGGAUUGAAGCUGAAAGGAUUGAAGCAGAAAGACUUGAAUAUGAAAGAAAUGUGGAUGAAACUGAUCAAAAACGUGCACAUGAACUUGCAAAACAAGCUUUUGCUUCAGUGACAUCGCCUGUUGGAAUCUCAUUGAAAUCACCUCCAGAUACAUUAACGGAAAUUAUUGAUGAAACAGUUGAGAUAAUUGAAGAAAAGAUAUUGUCAAUGGACGAACUAGAGGUUAAAGACAGCACAAGCUCAGCAUCAUCUCGAGGUAGUACACAGCACAGUCGAGCCAGCUCAUUAUCAGUUCAAGAUCUUAGUCCAGCUAUGUUAACUGAAUUAUAUCAUGGACCGGGUAAAAAGCUCUCAAAUAUUGUAAUGAUUGAAGGUAAAAUGAUGAGCGAAUGUGAAGCACUAAAGUAUGCAAGUCAUCGUAAAGAGAAUGACGAGAAAUUAGAGCAAAUUGAUGAAGUUUCGCAAAGUUUUAAAUUUCUGAAUCAGGAAGAUGACAGCUUAGAUGGAGAGUUUUUAGAACCAAAUUUAACUCAUCAGGUGGAAAUUAACUUGCAAGCACCAACACCACGCGAAGAAGAUAUUGAAGAAUUUUUUGGAGAAAAGAUUGAAUUCAAAAAUCGUAAAAAAUCAAAGAAAAAUAAAAAGUAAAGCCAAUUUUUUAAAGGAACUUUCAAUGCUGCCUAAAAAUAAUUUUAGACAAGUUUUUGAUAUUUUUGUGUUGCAAUUAGGAUCAUGGAGGAACCAGAAGGUUAAAUAAUUAUCAAAAGGUAUUUUAUUUUAAUCAAAAAUGUGUUAAAU
Molecule: messenger RNA, 3114 nt
Organism: Chironomus riparius
Lineage: Eukaryota; Metazoa; Arthropoda; Insecta; Diptera; Chironomidae
Source: the annotation of a GenBank genome assembly